This is a messenger RNA of Brassica oleracea var. oleracea, 1741 nucleotides long. RefSeq lists its product as uncharacterized. NCBI's taxonomy places the organism in Eukaryota, Viridiplantae, Streptophyta, Magnoliopsida, Brassicales, Brassicaceae. The record is from RefSeq and is a predicted model, not a curated record. Bases 201 to 1607 code for a protein of 468 amino acids. The transcript has 7 exons.
AAGGACAAAGAUUUGAUCUUUUUAAGGAAGCCUAUCAUCGUCAUCAAUUAGCCAAAGUGUAUUGCUUUCUAACUGGUGAAUCUGUGCGUGUCCUUCAAAGCUCUGCUCGAUCUUUAAGUAAAGUUCAAACCUUUAUUCCUUAUGAUUUCGCAGAGAAUCGAAUCCGUGUUCGAUCGAUUCGCAUGAGGAUUUGAAUAAACAUGAUGUCGGUGGAGAGAUCUUUCGAAGCUUGGGAAGAGGUUCAACGACAAGGGCUAGAUUUAGCGGAUCGGCUCGCUCAGGGCUUCACGGGUUUGAUUCAGAUUAACCCACCUUCCUUCCCAUGGCCUCAUCAUCAUCAAAAGUCGAAACCUUUCGAUCUCGAGUUCCCGAUUCAACAUUUCGACGCUAUUAGAGAUUAUAGCUUCGGUAUUAUUAACCAACCCAUCAACGGCGUUGCGGCGGUUCUCGAUGUUGGGAGUAAGAUAGGUCAAGCUGGUGUUGAUUUCGGUUCUGGAUUGAACCUCAUGGUCCAGCAGUUCUUCAGGAGGUUGCCUGUUCCGUUUAUGCAAGACGAUAUCAAGCUUAGUGGUAAGAGUAUAAGGAGCCAUAGGGCUUAUGUGGAUACAAAAGAUGAUUUGGGAUUAGCUGCAGAACGGUUGAAAGACUCAGGUUUUUCUAAGAAAGAUGAUUCUGUUACUAUGUCUGAGGAGGAAGUUGCAGAUUCUUACUUGAGAACAGGUGGUUUCCUUGGAAGAUCAAAGGGAAAGAUUGAUAUGUCAUCAAGUUAUGAUAGUAGAACAAACGGUAUGGAACAUUCAUUGGCAGCCAGGGGAGACAUAUGGAGACUUGAAGCCUCGAGUUCGAGUUCUACUGCAAGUGAUGGAACUUCGUCUCUCUUUCUUCUCCAGCUUGGACCGAUUCUUUUCCUACGCGAUUCGACUCUUCUUUUACCGUUACACUUAUCAAAACAACACUUGCUCUGGUAUGGAUAUGACAGGAAGAAAGGUAUGCAUUCACUUUGCCCAGCGGUAUGGUCAAAGCAUAGAAGAUGGCUUAUGAUGUCAAUGCUAUGUCUCAACCCUUUAUCUUGCUCUUUUAUGGAUUUGCAGUUCCCAAACGGGCAACUGACUUAUGUAUCCGGCGAGGGGUUGACAGUGAGUACCUUUGUGCCUUUCUGUGGAGGUCUUCUUCAAGCACAGGGUCAGUAUCCAGGCGAUAUGAGGUUUAGUUACUCUUGUAAGAACAAACAUGGAACUAGAAUCACACCAAUGGUGCAUUUGCCUGACAAAUCAUUCGCGUUGGAAGUUUCUCAAGGCUUGGCAUGGCGUAGAUCCGGACUACUAAUGAAGCCUACACUUCAACUCAGUGUAUGUCCCACGUUUGGUGGAAGCAACCCUGGGAUGAAAGCGGAAGUGAUACACUCGCUGAGGGAUGACUUGAACUUGAUAUAUGGCUACGCACUCACCGCACAUCCUUCGGCAUUUGCCUCUGUAUCUUUUGGUCGGUCGAAAUGGAAUGGCAACAACGGACGCACAGGGAUAGUUGUUAGAGCUGAUACUCCUCUUGCAGCAAGUAUUGGCCAGCCUUCUUUCUCUGUCCAGCUUAAUAACUCUUUUGAGUUCUGAAUCUUCUUUUUCUUGUUUACAAAUACUAUGGCAAGGAUUAUUCCCAUGUACAUAUGUGUGAAAAGACUGCUUUGCCACAUUUCCAUGUACAUAUGUGUGUGUGAAAGAAUGUAGUUGACUGGUUAACCACACAA